Vanrija pseudolonga is the source of this 3242-nucleotide messenger RNA. RefSeq lists its product as uncharacterized. The coding region runs from base 36 to 2930 and encodes 964 amino acids. The transcript has 8 exons. The record is from RefSeq and is a predicted model, not a curated record. NCBI's taxonomy places the organism in Eukaryota, Fungi, Basidiomycota, Tremellomycetes, Trichosporonales, Trichosporonaceae. Gene Ontology annotation, molecular function: guanyl-nucleotide exchange factor activity; small GTPase binding.
CUUCCCCCCUCCCCCUCCCGCCCCGCAUCACACAGAUGUACGCACCGGCACCGUCGGCGGCAUCGUACCAACCAGCGGCGGGCCCGUCACGGACGGCCCUCCCAAUGUCUUCCUUCCCGUCACCCUCAGUCACGCAACAGCGUCAGCGGCCAAAUCUAGACCAAGUCGCAUCUUGGAACGAGCUCAACGGCUACGGACAAGCACCCUCAAGCUACAACGCAGGCCCAAUGUCCCAGCCCCAGUCGUCGUCCCAAGGCGCAAACGGCGUCGGCGUCCGACGAGGACCGUCCGUGGACGAGUCCCAAGCGAAGCGCAACCCCCUCGAUGACCUUGUCGAGACGGAAAAGGUCUACGUCGAGCAGCUGACGCUUGUCAUUCGGCGUGUCGCUGCCGCCUGGUCAAGACGCAACCUCCCACCCCCAAAGCUCGACGCCAUGUUCCGCUGCAUCGAGGCAGUGUACAGGGCCAACCGUGCCUUUGCCGUGCGGUUGAAGGACAUUGCAGCCAACCCUGCCAAUGCAAAGGCGCUGGGAGACUUGCUGAUGCGAUGGAUUGAUGACCUCGAGCCCUCAUAUGGCCGCUACGGCACCAUCUACCUCUCCGGCUUCGACUCGUACCAGCCCGUCUCGGGAAACCCAGGCCUCGCACCGAUUCUCGAUGAGGUGACAAUCUCGUGUCCACCCUCGCCGCCCGUGCAGCGUUGGACUCUGGACGCACUCUUCAUUCUUCCCUACACUCGCUUGCGGUACUACCGAAAGCUCUACACUCGUCUCCUCAAGAACACUCAGGAGGGACGCAGCGACCACAGGCUUCUCGCCAACGCCAACGAGCGUCUUGAGACUCUGAUCGCAGACGUUGAACGCAGGCUGGAGCUCGAUGUCUCAGAGGAAGACCCUGCAACCGCCAACCCGAACGGCCGCGCCGCCGCCCCUGCCCUGGAGCAGGCUUGGCCGAAUGAGAAGCAGCAACUCCAGUCUCGCAACAGCGGAGGUAACGGUAGCUCGGCGGACACACACUCGCAGGCUUCGUCUUCGUUCACCAGUCGCAAGGAAAGCAGCCGCACCUCUGCUACCUCCGCACCGCCAAGCACUGCAGCCUCCCCUGGCCGCGCCCCUCCCUUGACCGUGACAACUGCGGACUCUCCGAUCACUGACUUGGAGCUCCGCAUCGACACGGAGCGCACCAUCGAUCUGUUCAGCAUGCAACCAAGGAAAUGCAAGCUGCAGAUGAACGCCCCAGGCCUUACCUACUCGCGCCUCGUCCGCUCAUCUCACGACGCGACCGUCUUCUUCACGCCUUCGUCGACCGGCCAGCAGGUGGUCCACCGCCGCGCCCACAUCUUCAUCCUCACCGACCUCUUUCUGAUCACUGACCGUAUGGAGGCCAGUGAGAAGGCAGCCAAGGCGCAGCAGGUCGCACGAGAGCAGCCAGAACGCGUCGGAGAGCGAGGUCCCAUGCCGGAGAUGUGGUUGGCCUACCCGCCGCUGGCGGGUAAGCACUUGAUGGUCGUGGAGGGCCAGCAGAGCAAUGUCCUCGCUGUGACCGUCAUGCGAAAGGAGACGUUUGUCAUCCACGCAACCUCGGAGAUUGAGCGCGACCAGAUGGUCAAGAGCAUCCAAGAGUGCAUCGACUUUGCUUCUGGCAAGUCCCGCACUGCUCCGCCCACACCCGUUUUGCCUUCGCCCGUGUCCCACACGCCACCCAUGGCCAACACGCCUCCGAUGCCUUCGAUGGAUGGUCCUCGCUCGGUGCCUAGGAUCGACACCAACCCUCCCGCGCGCUACCCCAGCCCCAUGUCUCCCGUCUCCAACAGCUCGCACGGCCAUUACCCAGAUGCAAGCUUGACGGGCCACAUGCAAAACAUGUCGCUCAACCAGGGCGGCGACUGGACCAACCCGAACCCGUCAGGACCUCCGCCUAGAGGUGCCAGCCUUCGUGGUCGCAACGACAACACGCUGUCUCCUGGACAGAUGAUGUCUCCGGGAGCGAUGCCUGGUCAACACCCACCGUCGCCAAUGAUGCCUGAGAACCCCCGUGCCAUCUCGACGCGGUCGGCCCAGUCCAACUUCUCUGCUGUCUCGGCUCUGUCAACGCAGUCUAUGCCUCCAAACAUGAACCGCCCACCGCCUCAGCCGAUGUACAAUGGCCAGCAGGGCCCGUACAGCGACCAGGGUCAGUUUGGCAACAUGGCACCGCCACCAGUUCCCAAGGGCCCAGCUCAAGGUGGCCCCUCGUACAAUGACUUUGCGGCGCCGACACCGCGCGGCCCACCUGGACCACCACAGGGCCAGGGGAUCCGCCUUCGCGACGACCUGCCCCCCAUUCCCCAGAUCCGUGCCAACGGCUCACAUCUCUCGGACGUUGGCGCGCCGUCUGGCUACCCGGACCACUUCCAGCAUGCGCCGCCUAUGCGGUCGCGCUCUGCCGAGCCAUUCCGUCCACCCGAGGCUGUGCAGGCACCGUCAGCGCGGAUGGGGACGUUCCACGAGAUGCCGCAGCACCAAUACCAGCAGCAGCAGCAACAGCAGUACCCGGACGAGGAUGACUCUCCUCCGGCCUCUCCGACCGAGGAGGUGAUCACUGCACUGUCAGGCCCUACGACUGUCACGGCUCAGAUGAAGUGCAAGCUCUUCCUCAACAACGGUCACCAGCAGUGGAAGUCGCUCGGCUCGGCCAAGCUCAAGCUCUUUGUUGAGCAGGCGCGCAACGUCAAGCAGCUCGUUAUCGAGUCAAACAAGAAGGUGCUCGUCUCAACCAUCGUCCUGACGGACGGCGUGGAGCGCGUUGGACGAACCGGCGUUGCGAUCGAGCUUUCGACCAACGGCCAGCGCUCUGGUCAUGUUUACAUGAUUCAACUUCGGAACGACGCCUCUGCCGAUGGCCUGCACGAGUCGCUCCUCGCUGGUUCGGAUCGUGCACGCAACCACUAAGCGCAUGGUGGCGCUCGACGUGGCUCGUUCGAUCUUCUAAUUUUCUUCAGCAACCCUCCCCUGCACCCCACCAAAACACCUACAUGACACACCUUUGAUUGUGUUGACCAUCAACCCUCGCUCCAUUCAUACCCACUCAACACGACCAACCUCAUCACGACACGCUCGUCCCCCCCUCAACCUCCCUCGCCAUACAACCAGUAGACCAACCCCCACCCUUUACAUAACUGUCGAUAAACACAUUUGGGCAUUUAGAUGUUCACAUUUUUAUACACGUCAAUCCACAUGGACCAUUGAUGCAUUACUUCACAG